Molecule: messenger RNA, 1449 nt
Organism: Naumovozyma dairenensis CBS 421
Lineage: Eukaryota; Fungi; Ascomycota; Saccharomycetes; Saccharomycetales; Saccharomycetaceae
Gene: ADE13
Product: adenylosuccinase ADE13
Exons: 1
Coding region: 1-1449 (482 amino acids)
Biological process (GO): 'de novo' AMP biosynthetic process
Cellular component (GO): cytosol
Molecular function (GO): N6-(1,2-dicarboxyethyl)AMP AMP-lyase (fumarate-forming) activity; (S)-2-(5-amino-1-(5-phospho-D-ribosyl)imidazole-4-carboxamido) succinate lyase (fumarate-forming) activity
Source: RefSeq, a predicted model, not a curated record
AUGUCCGAUUUCGAUAAAUAUACUACGCCCUUAUCCUCUAGAUAUGCUUCUAAAGAAAUGUCUAGUAUCUUCUCCUUAAGGAGCAGAUUUUCUACAUGGAGAAAACUAUGGUUAAACCUAGCCAUUGCUGAAAAGGAGUUGGGUUUAGAUGUUAUCAGCGAUGAAGCCAUUAAGGAAAUGGAAGCCCAUCUAACCAUUACAGACGAUGAGAUCGCCAAAGCUAGUGCACAAGAAGCGAUUGUUAGACAUGAUGUCAUGGCCCAUGUCCAUACCUUCGGUGAAUCAUGCCCUGAAGCAGCUGGUAUCAUUCACUUAGGUGCUACUUCAUGUUUUGUGACUGAUAAUGCUGAUUUGAUUUUCUUAAGAGACGCCUAUGAUCUAGUCAUCCCAAAGUUAGUUAACGUUAUCGAUAGAUUAUCUAAAUUUGCUAUGGAAUAUAAAGAUUUACCAGUGUUAGGGUGGACCCAUUUUCAACCUGCUCAAUUGACUACUUUAGGUAAACGUGCUACAUUAUGGAUUCAAGAACUAUUAUGGGAUCUAAGAAACUUCGUUAGAGCUAGGAAUGAUAUAGGUUUACGUGGUGUUAAGGGUACUACUGGGACUCAAGCUUCAUUUUUGGCCUUAUUCCAUGGUGACCAUGACAAAGUGGAAGCCCUAGAUAAGAGAGUCACCGAAUUGCUAGGUUUCGAUACUGUUUAUCCAGUUACUGGCCAAACAUAUUCUAGAAAGAUCGACAUUGAUGUUUUGGCUCCUUUAUCCUCAUUUGCUGCUACAGCUCAUAAGAUGGCUACUGAUAUUAGAUUAUUGGCAAAUUUGAAAGAACUUGAAGAACCUUUCGAAAAAUCCCAAAUUGGUUCUUCUGCUAUGGCGUACAAGAGAAAUCCUAUGCGUUGUGAACGUGUCUGUUCUUUAGCUAGACACUUGGGUUCUUUGUUUAGUGAUGCAGUCCAAACAGCUUCUGUCCAAUGGUUUGAAAGAACAUUAGAUGAUUCCGCUAUUAGAAGAAUUUCUUUACCAAGCGCCUUCUUAACUACCGAUAUUCUUUUAUCCACAUUGUUGAACAUAUCCUCAGGUCUUGUAGUCUAUCCAAAGGUCAUUGAAAGAAGAAUUAAGUCAGAACUACCAUUUAUGGCUACUGAAAACAUUAUUAUGGCUAUGGUAGAGAAAAAAGCUUCCAGACAAGAUGUGCAUGAACGAAUUAGAGUCUUAUCUCACCAAGCUGCCGCUGUGGUCAAAGAACAAGGUGGUGACAACGAUUUGAUUGAACGUAUCCAAAAGGAUGAAUACUUUAAGCCAAUUUGGGGUGAGUUAGACCAACUACUGGAACCAUCUACUUUUGUCGGAAGAGCUCCUCAACAAGUUGAAAAAUUUGUUGCCAAUGAUGUCAAGAAUGCUUUAGCACCUUAUGAAAAGUACAUUCAUGACCAAGAAGCAAAAUUGAGCGUAUAA